Glarea lozoyensis ATCC 20868 is the source of this 2187-nucleotide messenger RNA. Its product is annotated as Amidase signature (AS) enzyme. The coding region runs from base 1 to 2187 and encodes 728 amino acids. Gene Ontology annotation, molecular function: acyltransferase activity, transferring groups other than amino-acyl groups. The transcript has 2 exons. NCBI's taxonomy places the organism in Eukaryota, Fungi, Ascomycota, Leotiomycetes, Helotiales, Helotiaceae. The record is from RefSeq and is a predicted model, not a curated record.
AUGCGACUCACGCUCUCGACAGCCACGCCGGAUGAUGUAGAACAGAUAGCGGAUCUUCAUCUCAAGUCUUUUGACUCGAAUUCCCUCCUGCAUGUGCAGUUUCCGACGCCUGAGGCGUUGGAGAGUUUGAGGGGGGUGUUGAGGAGGGAGAUGUUGGAUAUUGUUAUGGCGAAACAGCAAGGGAAAACGAUUUUGGUGGUCAGAGAUCCUGAUGCCAACAACCAAAUCAUCAGUUUCGCAAAAUGGGACGUACCAUCGAUUAGUAGCGGAGAUGAGAAGGAGGAGGUUGUGGGCGGUGAAAGGGUGAAAAGAGGGAGAAAUGAUGAUGAGGUUGGGUGGCAUGAGGAUGUUGAGAGGGAGUUUCUGGUGGGGUAUCAUGAGAGGGCUGAGGAGGCGAUGAGGAGGGUUUUGGGGGAGGAGGGGGGAAGGUGUUAUAGAUUAACCUUUGUGGGAACGCAUCCUGAUUUUCAGAGACGAGGAGCCGCAACUAUAUUACUUGAAUGGGGUCUUUCCAGAGCGGAAAAGGAGAAUGUUCCAGUUUAUCUCGAAAGUACACUUUCAGCAGCAUCGAUAUAUCGAAGACAUGGAUUCAUCGUGGUAGACGGACUUGCUCUCCCUCUACCCACGAAAGAAAACUCAACCACGCCUGAAUUCUACCAAGAACUCUGUAUGCUGCGUACAUGGGACGCUGUUGAAGAUGAACUCGGACUAGGCCACUGGGAUUCCAGUCUCAACAUGACAAGCCUAGCUCUAGACUACGAAGCCGGUAUCCGACCACAGCAAGUAAUCGAAGCCAUCUACGAAAGAAUAGACGCAUACACCCAAAUCCAGCCCUCAGUAUGGAUUCAUCUCCAACCCAUCGGCGCCGUCCUAGCAGCAGCCCAUGCACUCCAAAUCCGCUGGCCAGAUCCCGAGUCUCGCCCUCCAUUAUGGGGCGUCCCAUUCAGCGUCAAAGAUUCAAUAGAUAUAGCCGGUCUACCAACCACUGUGGGCUGUCCAGCUCUCGCCUAUAACCCAGAAGUAUCGGCGCCAGUAUAUCAACACUGCAUCGACGCCGGUGCGCUCUUCAUAGGCAAGACGAAUAUGGAACAACUCGCCACAGGGAUGACAGGCUGUCGAAGUCCGUACGGGACUUUGCAUUCUACAUUCAGCGAUGCCCAUAUUGUAAGCGGAUCGAGCAGCGGGAGUGCAGUGAGUGUAAGCGCACAACUUGUUUCCUUCUCACUCGGCAGCGACACUGCAGGUUCGAUUCGAAUCCCAGCACUAUAUAACGGCGUGGUGGGCUUUAAACCUACGAAAGGCACGAUCUCAGCACGGGGUGUUUAUCCAGCUUGCCGGCAUCAAGAUUGUGUUGCUUUUCUCGCUUCUACGGUUGAAGAUGCGGAGAGAGUGUGGAAUGUCUGCAAGAAGUACGACAGGCAUGAUCAUUUCUCCAAACCACCUACUCUCGGAUCUACACCAUCCUCAGCACGUAAAUGCCGCAUCGGCAUUCCCCCAGAUGAAAUCCUGAAAACUUGCAGUCCUGUAUACCAGAAAACGUUCAGACGCCUCAUCCAAUCCCUCCCUUACCCUACAUUCACCCUAGAUUGGACGCCCUUCGCGCAGGCAAACGAACUGCUCUACAACGGCACUUUCGUCCUCGAACGCCUCACCAUCUUCCCCGACGGCUGGUUCGAAUCUAACAAACACCACUUACAUCCCGUAACACGGCAAGUCUUCGAAGAAGCGGCGGCGAGAAAGAGUUCUGCUGUUGAUGUUUUUCGGGAUUUGCAUACACAGGCUCAGUUGAAGAGGGAGGUUGAGGAUGCUUUGAGUCUUGAUCGAGAUACGGGGACGUUGAGUGUUAUGAUCGUGCCUACUGCGCCAUAUCAUCCCACGAUUAAACAAGUAGAAGCAGAUCCUCUUGGCGUUAAUCACCAGUUGGGAGCUUUUGCUAUGUUUGGGAAUGUGCUUGAUUUGUGUGGUGUUGCUGUGCCUUGCGGUACCUAUAGAACUGGGGGUAGGGAGAGUAAGAAACUUGAGGGCAAUGAGAGUAGAGAGGAAGUGUUUGAAAGUAGAGAGAGAGAUUGUGGGAAGACCGAGUUGCCUUUUGGUGUUACGGUACUGGCGGGGAGUGGGUUUGAUAGGGAGUUGUUGGAGCUGGUUAGGGGAUUGGAGGAGGUGUUCAUGGAUUUGGAAGAUGAGUAG